AUGGCUGCAUCUUUCCUCAACAGGCUCGGAAUAUUGGGUAUGGGUAUCGCCUGUGUCGGCGGUGUUGUCAACACAGCCCUUUUCAACGGUAAUAUGAAUUUUUACUUUGGGAAUUUCUCGCAUGCUGAGUCUCAGUUUCGAUCGGUCGAACUUUAAGAAGCUGAUGAGUGCGUUUGACAACUGAUAUAGCUCGAGUAUUUUAACAUCUUAGGAAUACAACUGAGUUGGUACGUUUGAUUUGAAACUCUAUUCGGAAAUUUUUCAAGGAAUCUGAUCCAUUAGCUGCUAGAACUAAAACUGAUCAAUUUUAUCCUUUCCUUGCUUCGUUUGAACCCACAAUCAGUACUUCAGCUUUAGCCUUAGGAUGUUAGGAUGGGCUAGUUUGCUUGUUGGACAGCACCAGUUAAAGCAGCACGUGCAUGAAAGUUUUAAGGUGAUUUAUAUGUUUGAAGAACUUUUCCGAAGAGUUUGUGAGAAAAGUUAUCCUGACAAUUCUUCUUGAAAUAAUUUGUUUUACACCAAGUUACAUAAGCUUUGUUGGUCAAUUGGCUAGUAUCAGGCUCCUUUAUCUCAGCAAAUGCCUGGCUGAUUGCAUAAAGGUUUGUACAAACUCUGUAUGCAAUUUUCUAGUGAUUGUUAUCAAGAUGACUUAAUCAAGAGAUCUCCAUCAUUGAAUUUAAGAACUGGCAACAUUGAUCCUACAUUUCACAUUUCGUACUUUUUUAUUCAGUAAAUUUUCAGAUUAUCAAUAUUACAUUGGCUGAUCCACUAAUAGCCAUAGCUAGUCUAAGAUGGGUCAAUAAUUAAGAUUGAGGUAGCUAACUAAACUAUUUAAGUUAAAUUUCAGUGCCUAAACCAAUUGUUCAUUUGUUGUACUCUCUAGUUGAAGGAGGUCAUAGAGCUGUACUGUUUGAUCGAUUUCAAGGAGUGAAACCUGAGGUAACGGGUGAAGGAACUCAUUUUCUCAUUCCUUGGGUGCAGAAACCAAUUAUAUUUGACAUCCGCAGUCGACCUAGAAAUGUCGCUGUAACAACAGGAAGUAAAGGUAAUGAUAAAUUUGUAGAUAGUGCACAAUAUAAGUGGAACUACUUGAGAGUGAAAGAAGUAUAUCUACAAGUUAUUCUAUUUCUAAUCUGGACAUAAAUUCUUCUUGCAGAUUUACAGAAUGUCAAUAUUACUUUAAGAAUUCUCUUUCGACCUCAGCCACAUAUUUUGCCCAAGUUGUACAUGAAUCUUGGGGAAGAUUAUGAUGAGCGUGUUCUUCCUUCCAUCAUCAAUGAAGUGCUAAAGGCUGUGGUGGUGAGUAAACAGAGUUUUCCUGCUUAAAUAACUAUUUCAUUCCUAGAAACAAUCAAUUUAUAAAUUCUUCUUAUAGCAUGAAUACAUUGUCAAGUUGGAAGUUACUGGUAAUGAGAAUAAAGAAAAUCAUGAACUAAGGGAAAUUGCCCUGAUAUAACUUCCAUUCUUUUGAGAAAGUUACAAGAGAAAAUACCAUUUGGUCAUUAGUUGGUACAAGUGGUUAUCAGAUUUUGGAAAUGAGGGGGAUAGAAUAUUAUUUGAAGUUAAAUAAUAAUUUCAGGUCAAGGUAAUUUUUAACCAGUUUUAUAUGUUGUUGACACAGAAAAAUACUUAACAAGUUUGUAUGAACUUCAGUAUACACAGUAUUAGUGUAUAAGAUAUAUUUACAGCUCCCUAAGCACUUCACGUCAGUGGUUCUCUUUUUCCCAGUCUGAUUACCCAAAUUGUUUGGCUCCAGAAGUAAAAUGUCCUUUCUUCCUUAGUUCAGUUAUGGAUAGUUAUUUAACACAAGUGGAUGGUGAAAAACAUAAAGUUUCCAUGGGCAAAUUGACUGCUGUGGAAAAUUUUGAGAAGCUGACAUUUUUAGCAUUAGCCCUUUUCAAAAUUUUUGCAAAGUGUGUGAUUGUGGUCAUUUUAGGCAGUAGUAUGAGUGUUUUUACUUGUCUUUUAAUACUUAACAGGCCCAGUUUGAUGCUGGAGAGCUCAUAACACAGAGAGAAGUGGUAAGCAUCAUUGCUUUGAAUGAAGUUACUUGUAGGCAGAGAAAUAUUCCAAGAGCCAAAGAUAUGCAGUCUUUGAAAACAUUUUUAAAAAUUAUUUUAUCAAAUGCAGAUUUUUUUUAGGGGGGUGGGGGGUGUGGGAUGUUAGGAAGUGUUUGGAAAUUCAACUUGGCAGUGGAAACAUUGCAGUCAAGACUAUUGCUUAGCCUGACUCUCACACUGUGAGACAACACAAGUAAAUGUUUAUUUGUCUAUAAAACCAUAAUGAACAACAACAUUUCCAAGGGUUUUUUGUGGUUCUCAUUCAUGUUAGUAUUUUGAAGACCUGGAAACCUACAUGUAACAUUUUACAUUCUGCAUUCAAUUUGCUGUAAUUUAUUGAUAGUUAUUAAUAAAUAACUAUGAUUUCAAUUGCAGGUUUCACAAAAAGUGCAGGAUCUACUGACGGAGCGAGCUGCAAGUUUUGGGCUUAUUUUAGAUGAUAUAUCUUUGGUGAGGUCUUGCUUUUAUGUAAAAUUCUAAGAACUAAAUAACGUACAGAUUGUCAACAUACAUAACUUAAUGUAUUUUUCCUUUCAAUAACAUUAUCAUAUUUGGUAUUCAAAGGUGAUAACAGAUCUGUUAAAAAAACUGUCAUGCUUUGUUGCAAGGAUCUACAAUCUUCAAUUAUAAUUCACAUUGAUAACUUUUUGACGUUGAAAUUAAAUCUGAAUGAAGCACUAUUUCUAUUUCAGACACAUUUGACUUUUGGCAAAGAGUUUACAGAAGCUGUGGAAAUGAAACAAGUUGGUGAGUAACUUAUGACAAAGUUGGUAAUUCUCGGCUGGCAAAGUUGGCAAUUCUUGGCAAGAAUGCUGUAGACUUUUUUUGUGAGAAGUAGGCAGUUCAAUUUUUAAUAUUUACGUGUGUGAAGAUCUUUCAGGAAUAACCCCUUCAUCAGUUCCAGCAAUUAUUGCCAAAUGUAACCUUGCAGGAGAGCUUGUGUGGUUUGGCUUGUUUUCGCGUUUGCAAAGACGUACUCACAUAUAAUUCAAAUUGAUUAUAAUACAGCAAACUGUUUUCUCAUUACAAACAAUACUUUGUCUUGUUGCCUUAUAGCUCAGCAAGAAGCAGAACGUGCCAGAUUCUUGGUGGAGAAGGUAAGGGGGGGGAAUAGGGGCAACUGAAACUAAUACAAGUGAACACAAUGGCAGUCCAAGUGUGUAAGGUUUGAAAGACACGAGGGAGGGGAGGAAAGAGGGCUGCACCCCCCUUGAUAUUAGGAAAGAAUUAAUUUUCUAGGCAAUUUGUGCACCUCAAUCUCAGAAAUGUCUUAUUUUGUCAGCGAAUUUUGUUCCAAACAAGUUGCUUUGAGAAAGCUGGAUUGAGAGAGAAAGUGAUAUCAAAGGGGUGGAGUUUGAUUUUCAAUUUUUGUCUCCAGCUCACAUAGGAAAAAAGCCUGAGAAGGUCGUGCUUUGAUAAGUUAGUUACUCUUCUGCAUACAACAUCGGCUGGGUGCACACACUGAAAGUGUGUGCGAGUGUUUGAACUUUCCUUCUCAGUCCAGCUGUGUCACAGAAUCAAUGAAUUUAGUAAUUUUUGUUAAAAUUCACACUUAUCUUUGAAUUUUCGACACAAAAAUUUGUUCGUUGUGUGUUUACCAAAAGUAGUAUUUGAAUAGAGCGAGAAAGAGAACGAUUAUAUUUUUUUCAUUCAAGUUCGGCUCUGAAUAGGUGCUGUGUGGAGAGGCGCGAUCAAAGCAAUGUGCUCUGUGGUGUGCCUAACGUAUUAACUGUAAUCAACGUCCUUUUUUCAGGCGGAGCAACAUAAGCAAGCCACAGUGAUCCGGGCUGAGGGAGACGCUAAGGGAGCAGAGCUUUUAGCAGACGCGUUUAAAGAGGCUGGCGAAGGGCUUGUUGUGCUCAGGAAAAUGGAAGCCGCUGAGGAAAUCGCAGACAAGUUAUCUCGUUCAAGAAAUGUAGCGUACCUUCCUCAUGGACAGAAUAUGUUGUUGAAUCUGCCUGUCGGUCGUCAGUAAGGAUAUGAUGUAGAAAAAGAUUGAGACGAAAA
Messenger RNA from Pocillopora meandrina, 4067 nucleotides. The record is from the annotation of a GenBank genome assembly. NCBI's taxonomy places the organism in Eukaryota, Metazoa, Cnidaria, Anthozoa, Scleractinia, Pocilloporidae.